GGCAAGCGAGGCAGACGAGGCAGACGAGGCAGACGAGGCAGGGGUGGGCCUCCACCAUCUGACGACAACAGAGUUGGGACUGCGGCGUUCCCCCCCCCAUUGGUUCAUUCAGCCUCUGAGAGUCAUUCCCCGCAUUAGCUAAACUAAUCACGGUGGAGGCGAGAAGUCGACUCUCCCCGUUCAAGUCCAGCACAAUUCAUAUACUUAUAUAUACCUAAGACCAUGCUUCCACGAAUCAAUACUUUCAUCAAAUCUUCUGCUUUUUUCCAACUCGCUCGACGUCCACUUCAUCCGAUCAGAACAUUGACAUCUACACCGCCCAACAUGGUCAAAGUCAUGGCAGUAUUGUACAAGGGGGGCAAGGCCGCUCAAGAGGAGCCUCGCCUUUUGGGAACUAUUGAGAACAAGCUGGGCAUCUCGGAUUGGCUCAGGGAACAAGGUCAUGAAUUCAUCGUCACUGAAGACAAGGAAGGACCAGACUCUGUCUUUCAGAAGAACCUACCAGACACCGAGAUUCUCAUCACCACACCUUUCCACCCUGGAUACCUAACCGCUGACCUCAUCGAAAAGUCGCCCAAACUUCGACUUUGUGUCACGGCUGGAGUAGGCUCCGAUCAUGUCGACCUCAAUGCCGCAAACAAGCACAAGAUCACGGUGGCAGAGGUCUCGGGCAGUAAUGUGACCAGUGUCGCCGAGCACGUCGUUAUGUCAAUUCUCUUGCUCGUCCGAAACUUCACUACCGGACAUGACCAGGCCAUCAAUGGCAAAUGGGACGUCGCCUCUAUCGCCCGAGACGCCUAUGAUCUAGAAGGCAAAGUGGUCGGUACCGUGGGCUGCGGUCGUAUCGGCUACCGAGUCCUCCAACGGCUCCAAGGAUUCGACUGCAAAGAACUCUUGUGGUUUGACUACAACGACAUCCCUGCAGAUGCCGCCAAAUCCAUCAAUGCUAGACGAGUGAACAGUCUAGAAGAACUUGUCGAGCAAUGUGAUGUGAUCACCAUCAACUGCCCCCUUCAUGAGCAGACACGAGGCCUUUUCAACAAGGAGCUCAUUGGCAAGAUGAAGAAGGGAUCAUGGCUUGUGAACACGGCUCGAGGUGCCAUUGUCGAUGCCGAUGCUGCCGCGGAGGCACUCAAGAGCGGGCAUCUCCGAGGAUACGCGGGAGACGUGUGGAACGUACAGCCUGCUCCGGCUGAUCACCCAUGGCGAUCGAUGACAAACCCUCUGGGUGCUGGGAACGGAAUGGUGCCUCACUACAGUGGCACGACCCUUGACGCUCAGAAGCGAUACGCAGACGGGGCAUUUGAUAUCAUCAAACGAUAUCUCGCAGGCGAACCUCAAAACCCUGCCAAUGUCAUUGUCGAGAACGGUGAUUACGCCACAAAGGCAUACGGAAAGCGUGAUGGAAAGGCCUAAGGCUUGAAGAGAAGACGUGAAUGGACCAGAACUCGUAAAGACAUGUAUGAUAUGUAUGCUUGCGGAAUUGUA
Molecule: messenger RNA, 1488 nt
Organism: Kockovaella imperatae
Lineage: Eukaryota; Fungi; Basidiomycota; Tremellomycetes; Tremellales; Cuniculitremaceae
Product: formate dehydrogenase
Exons: 11
Coding region: 223-1416 (397 amino acids)
Cellular component (GO): cytosol
Molecular function (GO): formate dehydrogenase (NAD+) activity; NAD binding; oxidoreductase activity, acting on the CH-OH group of donors, NAD or NADP as acceptor
Source: RefSeq, a predicted model, not a curated record